Messenger RNA from Rhipicephalus microplus (southern cattle tick), 8985 nucleotides. RefSeq lists its product as uncharacterized. NCBI's taxonomy places the organism in Eukaryota, Metazoa, Arthropoda, Arachnida, Ixodida, Ixodidae. Gene Ontology annotation, cellular component: centrosome. The record is from RefSeq and is a predicted model, not a curated record. Gene Ontology annotation, molecular function: microtubule binding. Gene Ontology annotation, biological process: microtubule anchoring.
GCUUUGCCCCGCUGGUAUUUGACGCACGCAUUAUGCGUAUAUGGGGCGGAGUGUUAUCAGUUGUUUAAUAUUGUGCACCCGUGGAUCGUUAGGAGCACUUGACGUGUUGCUAGCUCGACAUGUUGCUUUCAACGACGGUGUCUUUGAACUGACAGUAGUGCUAAUGACCAGCGAAUUGCUGACUGGGAGGUGGGGACAUUUUUUUGACGGGCUGACAUGAAUGCAGAUCAGGAAGGAGCUUGGUUAGACCUGAAAGAAAUUCAUUCCUCCUUGAAUGAUUUGAAAGACAAGCUAAACAGGACUGGUCAGAAGCUUUGCGCUGCUUCUUCUUCUGGACCAAUUCAUUUCAACUUUGCUGCUCAGCCAAGCUCUGUCACCUCCACGAGCAACUUUGUGUACAGAUUUGGGACAGCUGGAACAUCUUCUUCAUGUCUCGUAAGCCCAAGGGUUCACAGGACAUCUCAAAGCAGGGGAGGAAGUGCUGUAAAUGGUUUGACGUCACCACAAGCCAAGACAACAGAAAAAGGCCCUAUUUUAUCGCAGCAAUUUAUGAACCAUUCGACCUUCCUGCAUCAUGAUGAAUUGGACUUCAUGCGCUCGCUUCGACAGUCCAGCACCCAAAGCAGCUUUGUGCCCUCUGCCACUGCCAUUACAACUGCUGCCAAUGUUACGUUUACCUUAGGUGACAUUGUAGCUAAACGCAGUGUGUCUGAUAGUGGACUCCAUGUAAGGAAAGCACAUUAUAUCAACGAUGAAGCUGGCAGCCUGCUGAAACAGGAUCCACGAAAUUCUGGUAGCAAGAGUUUAUCUGGUAGUAGCCGGAAACUUCGCAGGUUGGUCGAAAAGCAGAAGAAAGUGGUGGAUUCUCGACACACUAAAGACAAGUCUCCACAGUAUCGAGCAGACCACAAUAGAAACAGUGCUAAUGUCCAAAGGUCUCUAUUUGCUGCACAGGAGCAGCCUACAAAGCUUGUGGAUGCUUCAACCUACUGCAAGCCUAGUAGCAACACUGUUGCCACUAACACAUCAGUGGCUUCGUCUGUUGAACCUUGCAAGCCAUCUGGAGAACACCUUUCGGAAGCUGACUCUACUUUCUGCAGAAACAUUGCUUCCUCGGGAAUAGUGGAAAAUGUAAACUUGUGUGCACGAGAUUUUGUGGAGGAGUAUCUUGAGUAUCUGAAGGAGAGGAACAGUGUGGGAUCUGAUGCGAGCAAGCACUUGGGGCCAUUCACCACUUCAACUGUGCUGGAUGAACAUCACAGACAUAAAAUAUUUUCUGGAAAUGAUGCUGUAAGUUUGGCUUCAAAUGGGUCUCCUAUUGAUCCUGUUUGGAAACGAAAGUUUGCCUCUGUACCCCAACCGAAGGAAUACAGAGGAUUUUCUCUACGAGGUGCUCACACAUCCACACAAAAGCAAGUCCAGCAGCUUUCAAGCAAAACAGACAAAGUAGAAGAUGCUGGUGAGAUAAAUUUGGCAGCUGUUGAACGAAAAGAGUCAAGUGCCCAAUCUGCAGAAGUAAUUCAGCAUGAACGGCCUGUGACUCAUGGGAAGACCAAUGCUGGGGCACAUCCUGCGAAAACAUCAGUAAUCACACCAACCAGUUGGAAGACGGGCAGGAACUUAGCCUUGAGGAUACAUGGGCCAUACCUCGCUGCUUCUUCAGGGAAAUCAACAGGGGUUUCAGAAAAUCAGCUUAGGAAUGGUGCUAGCAGAGACCAAGCUCAAGUGAAACGCCUCUUGGCAGGAGCUGAAGGUGAGAAGCAUAUUUUAUCUAACGAAGACAAGAUAUCAGCUCUCCGGAGCUUAGGAAAAAGUCUGAGUGGGAAGAGAAAAGCACAGCUUCGAAUGGAACCAGAAAAGGAAUCGUCUGCACCAGCCACCAAAUUACGGCACUAUGAUGCAUCUGCAGUCCGAAACUUCAUCAUGGAACAGAAAAUGGGUCGAAAACAGCGGAAAUGCGAGGCAGAGCAAGGCAGAGUGGAUGCUGCCCGAGCAAGGGAGCUACGCUUGGAGAAGCUGUAUGCUUUUCAGAGGAAGACUGCGUGUGACAGUGCUCGCAUUGGCAGACACAAAAUGAGGCGCAAGCAGGAAGAUGAAAAGGCUGUCCAUGAGUUUGUCAAGCAUUUGAAGUCAAUGCAAGAUGUGACCGACUUUGACCAAAAGGAUAGUUCACCUCAAAGCUCAGCUUCUGGUAGUACUGCUGAAGGUACCGACACUGGUCACAAUUCUCGUCAAGUGCAUAUGCAGCUGCAAAAAGAUAGCGAGGUUUGCGUUGGACUAACACAGGCUGCUUUGGUCAGUCAUGGCAUCGAAGGCAAGUGCCUGUCGAAGACCUCUGUCAACCACCUAAGUCUUCCAUCAAGCCCCUCACAGCCCAUGGAAAGUGAUUUCUUGAAGAACCCACUGGAGGGACAGCUGUCCUCUCCUUAUGACUUGGGAACACCAAUUCUGAAUGGUUGCAAGAGACAGCAGAGACAGACGCAAGAAUUUCAGUACGAACCGACUGAGCAGGUCCUCCGCCUUGAGGAAACUAGUACAGAAGUUAAUGAAAAGCUAGAUGAACAGCUGAACCUUUUGGGCUGUAAUACUGCCUUUCAAUUGCCAAACUAUGAUGAACACCAUUCUUCUGGAAUCACUGAGAGGCUUCAUAUGACGUUAUCUGAGGCACUUCAGUCUGUGUGUGGUUCAUUCGAAGUGGAUGAUUCUUCUGGUUGGAGUAUGGUGUUUGAAAAGUCUUCAGACAAAGCAUCAAGCAUUUCUGUGGACACUCAAGUGCAGAAUGAAGCUGCAAAGAAGAUACAAAAUUUUUAUCGCAAACAUCUGAUUCAGAAGCGGAAAGGAUUGUUUGAAAAAGAUAACCACAAAUACGAAAAAAAUGGGGCAAAUGCAGCAUUGAGUUGCAUUCUUGAAGAGUCUUCACAGCGACAGAGAGAGUCUAGAACUGGCGUCUCCAGCACAGAGUUGUCAGCUCCUGAUGAGGAGCCUUCGCGACACCUCAUGCCUGAUCCAAAUACCAUUUCCAGAGCAUGGAAGAGCAAAUUUUCAAAAGCAUUUCUUACCAGCACACUGCUUGAAGACGCGUCUCCUCCGCUGAGCUUCCAUCUCAGUUCUGUGUCCACUUCAGGUGCUCCGAGUUCAAGAAAAGUUCCGGCGCAACAUAAUCACAUAGACUCUGGCUUACAACGAGAAAAUGUGUCAACAUCUAAGGGCACAUCAGCUGAGGCCUUAACAUCAUUACUUGAGGAAGACCCUACUCGACACAGCAGCAUGGUCACAGGCUAUGCAUCGGUCACAAAGUCACAUUCGAAAUCUAGAGCUGCAACGGAAAAGAUAAGUAUGCUGCCUGUUAAAUCGGUGAGCAUGGAAAUAGACUCUCGUCCCUCUACGAAGUCGCUUGUGAAUCUCAGGAAAGCCCCAAAAAAGUCUCCCAGGCAAGAUCUUGAGCAACAGCAGCCUAGUGAAAAUGCAGAGACUUCUCUUUUGCCUGUGACUGCCUCUAGAGUAUCCAGCAGGUCUUUGACUGGUUUGGAGAGAAGUGGACUUAAGCAAGGAGGUUUUAACAAUGACAAAGCUUGGGUGUUACUCGAGGCUCAAGCAAAGGCCCUUCAAGCAUCAGCAGAAACGGCACGGCACUUAGCACAGGUGCGUGCCCCAUCCUUGCUUGAGGUUCAUGGGGAAGAUAUGGUGCAGCGGCUCACAGCUAGCACUGUUGUAGCUGCAUCUGCAUUAGCGGCUGCCUUAGCCUGCCAAAAACCCGAUUGGCAGGUAUCGGUUCCAAGUGACAAAGGUGCCAACCUUAAGACACAGGCAUCAUCCUCCUCAUCCACAGCCUCACAGCCCACAGAUGCUGGCUUUGAAUCCAUUGACAAAACAUCCCCACAGAGCUCAGCUGAAGACAGUUGUUCACCACCAACCGAAGACAAUGCAAAGGAAACUCAAAGGACUGAGACCAUGUCUCGGCAAGAUGAUAACAAUGUUGGUGGGUCAGACAGAAAUACUUCUUCAGCCUCCAUAUCCGAGGAGCUGGACAUGUUGGGUUUGAGUGAUUCAAGUCCGAAGAACAAAAAAUCAACAUCUAGUACAUCCAAGAAGCGGCAGCCAAAAAACGUGGCCCCCCUCUCUCUAGACAGCAGUGCCACUGAGGACUCUGCCGGUGCCUCUAAACCACAACAGGCAUGCAGCAAGAGCUCCUUCAGUGAGACAGUCCUGCUGGAUCGAGAUUUAUUGAGUUAUGGCUCUUUGAUGGAGCACCCACUCAGUGGAAGGUUAUCCGGCAAAGACGAAAUUGAGGGAGGGGGCCAGCCACCUCUGGCACUGCUGCGGCUUCAGGAGCGUGACGUCAUUGAACGUGCACGAGCAGACCUUACAUGGAUAGAGGUUCUCAAAAGGAAUUGUCGAGAGAAAGGCUCGGAAGAAAGAUUGCCAACAUUGCGCAAGAGACAACGGGCUAUUCUCAUUAGGCUGCAUCAGAAACGGACGGAACUGAAGGAUCUUCAGCGCCGCUGCCUUACUCAGAGUCAGCGAGCUGGAAGUCCUACUUCAGUAUCGAAUGAAAAUUCUGUUCCAAUAGAUGUUGCUAUUGAAGUUCCUGAUGGUUCUACCAGUGGCAUGCACUCAAGUGGUAUUAGUGAAAAUUGUGAGGCAUCAUGGGCCAGUGACCAACUCAGUGACCAAUCUAAGGAAUCAUCCCAACCAGAUGAGAUUCCGGUGCAGAUUGAACAGAAGUCAUCAGUAGUCGACAGCUAUGUUUCAACAUUUGAGAGCAGUAGCACAUUACCAGAGCUCCCGGAAGACUCGACGCAUUUAAAGCUCAAUGCCAGUAAGCGGUUCCUGGAAAAGCGACAGCAGAAGUUGCAAGACCGGCGGAAGAACGUACAGAAAUUGCUCGAGUGGCAAAAAAAGCUCAAUGCAGAAGAAGCAAGUGUACGUGCCCUUGAGCGCAGAGCCCUUGCCAGGCUUCGGGCACGUGGUGCAAAAACUCCACCCCAGGCUCCAUUCCUAGCAGAUACGCCAACUUCCAUAUCUAAAAAUAAUGGUGUGGUGAGAAGUUCAACAUAUCCUGAAGGUGCCUCUAUAGAGGAGGAGGUAUCUGAAGAAGUAUGUGUGGAGGCGCCACCAACAACAGAAUCCAUUCAAGAGGAGGCAGCUGUGACAGAGCCAACAAGUGGUGACCAGCAUGAAUCAACUAUUAACAGCAAGGUUGUGGCAUCAGCUUCCUCUGAGGCAGAGGUCUCCACACAGACUGAGAAUGUCAUUAGGCAUAGUAGCAGCAGUGGGGGCCGCAGGAGCCCGAUGGUGAUCAAGAAGCCAUUAGUAGUCCGAAGAAAAGUUCGUCGAGAUUCUAGUGGCUCCGAAGAUUCUUUCAAUGUGUCCCUUUCGGAAACAGCCUCAGACCAGAGUGACAUUGAGUGCCGAAUCAUAGCACUAAGUCAGGAACUCAAAAAGCGGCAGUUAGAGGCAGAGCAGCUAAAGCAGGAGCAAAGACGCCGCCGCACUGAAGUGCUCCGUGAACGGGAGGAAUCCCUCAAGAAACACAUAAAGCUGUAUGAUAAACUGAUUCAACAAGCAAGGGAGGAGCUACAGAAGGAGCUGGACAUGGCUCAGCAGGAAAAAGCAUCAUUUGUAAAGCCACAAAUCAAGAAGCCUCGCGCUGCCGAACAGCGGAAGCACCGGCUUGUGCAGAUGAGUUCUCCCGAGAGUGGGGCACAGCCAGCCUUGGUACCAGAAAACAAGGAAUCCAAACUAUGCACUGAGUCACCAGUGGAAGUGUUGUCUGGAUCCUUGAAAAAAUCUGAAUCUGAAAUUGCUACUGAGGAAGAGCAGUCCAAUGAAGCCUCCUCAUUUGUCUCAUCUGGUACCGAGGAAUUGACCCCCAGAUUAGCUACUCCACCUGUUACUGAUAAAUCACCCCCAAGGACAUCUAUGUCAUCUACUUCUGAAAUUUUGGAAGAGUUUAGCAGUAAGGAGGUUUCUGCAUCUGCUUCUAAAAGGGACACUGAACAACCAGAGGCAAUAUUUUCGUGUGCUAGCUCCAAGGCAGUUGAACAAAGGUCUUUCGUUUCCAAGAUUGAACCUGUUGCUGAAGACUCCUUGCUCAUUAGUGCAAAACUCACUGGUGAAACAAAUACCCAGGAUAAUACUUCGACUCUUGACAAGACUUCUGGAGCUAGUAAUAAUGCAGAAGGUGUUUCUGUGAAGAACAGUGUUGAUCCAACAUUUAUGACUCAAAGUGACGCUGUCAAAGACGAGACGCUGUUGAGUGACGAUGCCAUCAGUGAAAAAAUCUGUGCAACAGCAUCUGAAAGUCUCUUAUCUGAAGGCAGCAUGAAAGAUCAGGAAAAUUCUAAUGGCCAGCCUGUGAAGGAGGCUAAUAUACCAAUCACAGACAACUCAGAGUCCCAGAAUGACACUUCUGAGGGAAUACUCUCUUCUCUUGGCGAGAAUGAAAAUUUUAUGAGCCACGAAGCCAAAAAUGAACAGUCUUGUGAAGUGGCACCAGUAUUUGAGAAAGAAAGUAAUAAAGAACUGUUAGGCAACAUCGAAAACUCCACUGAAGUAGCUGUGCCUAAAGAAGCUUCAAGUCCUUCCAGCAGCAAGGCUGCUGAUGCGCCAGCGAGUCUGUCUAGCUUAGAGGAUGAAUCAACAGUCACCGAGGAAGUAGCAGAGUACACAGAAGAGAUUGUACGCAGUACAGUUAUAGAUUCAAGCUUGUCUCGUGAAGAAGCAAUUGAAGAAGGAAAAGUUGAUAAGGCAGUUAAUGGCAUCCUUUAUUAUCUUCUAGAGGAUACCAUGAAAUCCCUGGUAGGCAGACAGGACUCUUCAAUACCAUUUGCUGAAGAAUCUAGGACAGUGAAAGCAGCUUCGUCUGAUGAAGUUACUAGAAAAGUGCAGGGUGAAUGUCAGCUUUCAUUGGAUUCAUCAGCUAGAUUUGGCUAUUUUACUGCACCAUCAAAUCAAGAAGUGCUGUCUGCCGCAGAGAGGAACUCUGAUGAGCUCCAUGUCCAGCUCACUGACAGAGAAACAUUGGCUGGUGCUGUAGGAGAUAAGGUGACAGAAAUAGCUGAUCAACUUCACAGCUCCUCCUUAGAGGCUGGUAAACCUUGGGUCAUGGAAGUGAUUGAUGUACUUGCUGAGAAGCUUGUUUCUGAGGCAAUAGACUCAGUAGUAGUCAUUGCAAAGGAGAAGGGACUGCUCACUGCCAUGUCUGUUGAGAGUGACAGUCAUAAGUCGAACGUAAGCCAGAAGGUGAGUGCGAUCCUUGCAAGCAUUGAAGAAACGAGGAACAGUCGCGAGUUACAGAGGCCACAAGACCUGAUGGUACUCUCAACGGAUCUUGAUGAUGAGGAGUUUUCCUGGAAGGACGCUUUAACUUCCCCAAUUUUCACAGUGAGUGAGGAUGCAUCUGCUGAGAUGAGUCCAAAGGAGCUCUGUUCGAAAGCAGUGCAAGCUGAAGACUGCUUUUUGUCAACAACUUCAGAGCAGGAUUGGUUUGAUGAUGACUUUGGCUUAGGCUCCGGUGACAAUGCUUUGGCCUACCAACGACGUAUUCCAAACAAGCCACCACCUCCUUACAGUCCCCCAAAGAGUGGCUUCAUGUCAAGGCUGUUUUCUGAAGCUGUAUGGAAAGUGCCUAAUAUGGAGUCUGAAGUGUCCACUUUGAUACAGAAAGCAGCCACCAUUGUUUAUGCAACAGCCGUGCAGGGAAAAGGUCUUGCCAACUUGACGUUCAGCCCCGAGUGUGUUGGUGAAAAGGCUGGUGUAUCGGGUGUUGAUGGAGACAGCUACCGAGCCUACUGUGAAUUUUUGUUUGAACUUGUAAAAGAGACAGCUCAAGAAAUUUUUCGCACUGAAGAGACAGAUACUCCUCCACCAUUCUGGCAACGAAAUGUGCGUCUUAGAAGAAAGCGACCUCUGCCUGCUACGCCUGAGCUUUUUAUCUCUCUUGUGGGAAGCAAGGUGUUGUCAGUGCCAGGACUCCAUGAAAAUUCUGAACUUGCAUUCCGCAACUUUGAUGAUCGUGGACUGAAUUUUGUGGAUGUACUGUUAUAUUCUGAAGCCAGAGGAGAAGAGCCUGAAUGGGUGGACUACAGUCGUGAGGAGGUCAUUGUCAAAGACCAGGUUGCCAUUGCAAUUUUUCGCCUUUUAGUGGACGACACAAUUGAAACUCUGAAGUCUCUAUGGCAGUUCAGAUGACAAAUAGUAUAAGCUCUGUUUCUGUUAGUUUUUUUUUUCUUCAGCUUCUACAAUGAUUGCAGUGAACAUUCUUUUCUAGAAAAACCAGUUUGCUGAAGGUAUUCUCUGCUGAAUUUUAGAGAUCCUGUGCCGUUAGGCAGAUGGCUAGUAAAUUUUCCUGGUCAGACAACUGCUUUGUAUAGGGCAGCUUUCAUAGCAACCUACAUAUAACAAGUUACAUACAUCUAAUUGUGUUUUUUGGUACUAAUUGUAUGUAGGCAAUUUUUAGCUAUCAAGGGUACAUAAUUAUCUGUACGACAUGCACCUCAAUUUAGCAUUUAAAACUAAAAAUAGAACUUUGGCUAUGUCUUCAAGGAACAUUAACAUCCACUUGCGUGCUGAUUCAGCCACUAAUAAUGCCCAGGCUGUGCUAAUAAUAAUAAUAAUACAGCCAGAUCAGUUCGUUCCACUUUUUGUGCUUUUGCAAUAUUUGCAAAAACAGAGAUGGAAGUAUGAGAGAAGUCAUUAAUUUCUUUUUAGCAUUUGUUCAUUAUCUUUCAUAGGGCAGUAAUUUUGGCUACUGCAAUCACAUUUCUUAGUGGGGUAACUGUAUCUUUCUUUCUGUAAUGCAUCCGAAUCUGUUCAAAAUGAGUUCACUUCGAACAAGUCAGCUAUUUACAACCACUAAGGCUGCUCAGGCAGACAAGAGCGAUAAGUGGUAGCAGAUGUUGCAGUGGCUUGAGGUCUUGUUCUUAUCCUCAUGUAUUGCCAUUUGUGGAAGCUUAUCGAAUAAAUAGAAUUUUUUUAUUGUCA